Molecule: messenger RNA, 630 nt
Organism: Salarias fasciatus (jewelled blenny)
Lineage: Eukaryota; Metazoa; Chordata; Actinopteri; Blenniiformes; Blenniidae
Gene: mpv17l
Product: MPV17 mitochondrial membrane protein like
Exons: 4
Coding region: 6-629 (207 amino acids)
Biological process (GO): mitochondrial ribosome assembly
Cellular component (GO): mitochondrion; membrane; cytoplasm
Source: RefSeq, a predicted model, not a curated record
CCAAAAUGCGGAGAGCGGUGCUGAAAGAGGCCGCCAAGCGCUUCCCCUGGCUGGCCAACGUCACCCUGUACGGCUGCCUGUUCGCCGGCGGGGACCUGGUGCACCAGCUGAUGGCGCAGAGGGAGCGCCUGGACUGGAAGCACACGCGCAACGUGGCCAUCGUGGCCAUCAGCUUCCAGGGGAACUUUAACUACUUCUGGCUGCGCGCCCUGGAGAGACGCUUCCCGGGAAAAUCCGCCGGAAUGGUGUUCAGGAAGCUGCUGCUGGACCAGAGCUUCGCGUCGCCUCUGGCCACCAGCGUCUUCUACACGGGCGUCAGCUUCCUGGAGGGAAAAGAGGACAUCUUCGAGGACUGGAGGGAGAAGUUUUUCAACACUUGGAAGACCGGACUCAUGUACUGGCCCUUCAUGCAGUUCCUGAACUUCGUCCUGAUGCCGCUGCACAUGCGGACGGCCUUCAUGGGCUGCUGCGCCUUCCUCUGGGCCACCUUCCUCUGCUUCUCCCGGCAGAACGGCGACGGCACCGCCGGCGUGGCGCUGGCCUUCGUCAUGGACCCCCGGAAAACGCUGGAGGACAUGAGGGAAGCCCGGCUGGCCCGCAAGAGACAGAGGGCCCAGAGGGACAACUGAC